This is a messenger RNA of Fragaria vesca subsp. vesca, 645 nucleotides long. RefSeq lists its product as uncharacterized. Bases 1 to 645 code for a protein of 214 amino acids. The record is from RefSeq and is a predicted model, not a curated record. The transcript is spliced from 8 exons. Lineage: Eukaryota; Viridiplantae; Streptophyta; Magnoliopsida; Rosales; Rosaceae.
AUGGCAUCUGCUCUUGCCUUCUCUCUCAAUUCUCAUCUGCUUUUGGUUCCUUCAAUUUCCUUAACUCCUUUGCUACCUCCACACAUUUCUACAGUUUCUUCAUCAUCAGCAACCAAAACCCAUCAUUGGAAGCUCAACUACUCCCCUAGAGCAUCUGCUGAAGGAGUGCCCGGUGAAUUGAGUGAAGAAGAGUCCAAGUUCGUUCCUCUUAAUGCUGAAAGUAUGAUAUUUGGUCCACCUGCUUUGUUAUUGCUGGGAUUUGAACUGGAAGAAGCCGCGACGGUACAAGAUUUUCUGAAACAGAUAGGAGGUGAUUUCCUCAAGAUUAUUUAUUGUACUGAAGACAUGAUCACUGGUUCACUAUGGGAUGCAAUGAAUACAAUCCAACCCAAUUUGGAGGAAGUGAAGAUUGCUAAGCCACUGCCGCGAAUAUGUUUCUUAUCUGGUCUUAGUGGGGAAGAGAUGAUGAUGUUGAUUGAUGAUUUUCCAGAGACAGGACUCGAACCAGCUGUUUUUGCAGCUCUUGUUCCCAACAGUGCCGAGAAACCAAUAGAAGAGUUGAUAGACGAGAUUAUGGCUGAUCAUGAAAUGAUAACCAAGAAAAUGGAAGAGGAAAUGAGCAAAAAUCCGAUAAAUGAAGGUUGA